Neodiprion virginianus is the source of this 1942-nucleotide messenger RNA. RefSeq names its product putative gustatory receptor 28b. Lineage: Eukaryota; Metazoa; Arthropoda; Insecta; Hymenoptera; Diprionidae. Gene Ontology annotation, cellular component: membrane; dendrite; axon. Gene Ontology annotation, biological process: sensory perception of taste. The transcript is spliced from 8 exons. Bases 524 to 1813 code for a protein of 429 amino acids. The record is from RefSeq and is a predicted model, not a curated record.
UUGAAUAUGCAUUCCAUGAUCAAUGACGGAAUGCGUGUGUUCAGCGCAAAUAUCGCCAUGAUCUAACUGUUGCAGUCCAGAAUCUCCAUUUGAGAACUAUUCAUGCAUUCUUACGACUGAAUAAUUUCUACAAAAAAUAUAAGACAAGUACCUGUGAUACGAACGUGUCAAAUGUUGCCUGAUAUUUUGAUGUAUGAUGUCUCAAUGUUUAAUGCCGUUUGUAUCAGCUGGCAAAUAUAUUCACUUGCAAAACAUUGCUAAGAUUCUUGGAGCGAAAUGUUUGAAGAAUCGAUUGCCGAGGAUUAAUGAUACAUCUACAAGCAUAGCGACUUCACCGUAUUAUUUCGUCAGACGAGUGAAAAUCUGCCAUACCUAAGCCACGAAAGUGUUGUUGCACUUUCUCUUCGCUCCCUAUUUCUCCGAAGAACCUAGCCAUCUAAUACGGGAGACUGUUUCUUUACUCUCUGAUUGUGAGAGAGACACUCUUGUGCCUAUUCGACAGGUGAAUAGAUUCACAGAGGAUAUGAAGUUCCUGAAGCCAAAGACAAUCAGGAGUGCGAUGAUACCGUCCUUUCUGGCCCACUGGGUCCUUGGUAUGGGGACUAUUGAGUGCCCGUUCGGUCGUCCGAGACCAGUCAUAUCUCUGUGCUGGUCAAUCGUUCAUUUCACCCUUUACUUGAACAUCGUUUUACUCGCAAACAAAGAGGAUCCUACCGAAAAUGGGCUUGGUAACGUUUCUUUUAACAGCUUUCAGAUUUCCAGAUUCAUCAACUUGAUCGCUGUGACGAUAUUUCUGUACUUUGGGCAUAGGAAGGCGAAGGAUGUCGCGAUUUGUUUGGACAAGCUCAGUUCCAUUGACAAGAUGUUGAUCACUAUUGGGAUCCCGAACGAAUACGGAUUGGUCUUAAAAUAUCAAAUGAUUCAGCUGACCGAGGUCCUUAUCUUCGUGGGAAUAACGCUGAUCUAUAUUAUUCGGUGGUUCGGUUACGAAGCUUGGUCCAAGACCGCGACCUUCGCCGGUGUAAUUUGCGCUGAAUAUCUAAUGAUGUACAACCAUAUUAUCAAUGGCACCUUUGCUGCCCUGAUCAGACACAUUGGCGGGCGUUUUCGACAUUUGAACGCGCAUCUGCGGCAGUUAAGCUCCAGAGAUAUAAUAACUGGGCCGUUUCUUCCGAUUUCAAACUACUUGUUCGCUCCGUUUAAGCUCGAAAUUCACACGAACGCACUAUCCACCAGAGUAACGGAUAAGGAGUCAGUGGCGCAUGUCGUGUGGAAUACCAGAAGAAUACAUCGUGAACUGUGCACCAUAGCCAGGACUCUGAACGAGGCCUUUGGCAUCCAGCUGCUUGUGUCGAUGAGCACAUCCUUUAUUCUCAUAAUCACCCUGCUCUAUACCGCUUACCUUUACUUCAGCGUCGUGACAGCCGAAUAUUCGACAUUCAGCAUUUGGACAUUCGUGUUAAUUUUGAAUUGGCUUAUCUUCUCUUGCUCGUCAAUUCCGUAUGUCGCUUAUGUCUGCUCGAUCACCUCUGCCGAGGCACAAAAUAUAGGCGAAGUCAUCUACGAACUUAUCACGCCGACCACUUCCAAACAAGCAAAAGAUGAGGUGCACAGCUUUUCACUCCAGCUUGUACGAAAACCUCUGGAAUUCACCGCAUGCGGAUUCUUUGCGCUGGAGAACGGGGUGAUUCGCGACAUGAUCUCGUCGGUAACAACUUAUUUAGUGAUUAUGAUCCAGCUUCGCAGUACUUAUGAUGUGCCGGUCUUUGCCUCGACUGCCGUUCCAUCUCAAGCGCUGAAUUCUACCAGCUGAAGUGAAGUCAAUGCCCAUCAAGACAUGUAUAUUUCUAGACAAAAAUAUUGGUUAAUUUAGAAUGUGUCAUAUCCGUUACGUAUAGAACUUGCAAAAUUCUUUUGUAGGUAUAAUGUGUUACGAAUCUCA